Solanum pennellii is the source of this 864-nucleotide messenger RNA. RefSeq lists its product as uncharacterized. The record is from RefSeq and is a predicted model, not a curated record. Gene Ontology annotation, molecular function: zinc ion binding; nucleic acid binding. Bases 1 to 864 code for a protein of 287 amino acids. The transcript has 4 exons. Lineage: Eukaryota; Viridiplantae; Streptophyta; Magnoliopsida; Solanales; Solanaceae.
AUGGAUGAGAGGCUAUCUGAUGACUAUGGAAGCGAUGAACACAAGAAGGAAAACGGCAAGAAGAGUAGGAGAAUAGAUUGCGAAUGCGGAGCAACUCCCCAAGGCAAUCAAGUCCCUCCUCAAGUGCAAGCUGCUGUGAAUGAUCAAGUUCCGAUCGAUCCUCCAUCCAUGACGGAUGGUGAGGUGAGGACGUCCCUGUUCCAAUUGGGCCAAGCCAUCACCACUCAAGUUCAAGCUAUUACGACACAAGGUAAUAGAGAAGUACCUCGAGAGAACCAACACGCUAGUACUAUGGCUAAUCGUUUGAGAGAUUUUACGAGGAUGAAUCCUCCCAUGGUCUUUGGAUCAAAAGUGUAUGAAGACCCCCAAGAUGCCCUUUAUGAGGUCUAUAAGAUCUUGUUUCCUAUGGCGGGGAGCAAGGGGAAGCUAAGGUGCAGGAGUUCAUUAACCUUUGUCAAGGAGGUAAAGGAUAGUCGUCUAAGGAAGAGGAAUAGAGAAUCUAGGAAGGCAAGGUCUUUUGAAAGUAGUUCUUCUAAGAGUAGGCUUGACGUUCAAGAUAAGCCUAAGUUUAAGAAGAGGUUCUCAAACCAAGUCCCUUCAAAUUUCUCCCAGAAUCACAAUGAUAAAGGUUAUAAUCCUAAACCUCAAAAGGGGAGAAAUGUUGAUCCACCAAGAGAAAGACCAACUUAUGGUAAGUGUGGUAAGAAACAUGUGGGUGAAUGCCUUGUCGGUUCUACUAGUUGCUAUGGUUCAGGCAAAGGUGGUCAUAUAGUGAAAGACUGUCCUAAUGUGAGAAGCCAUGGUAAGGGGAAUGGCCAUCUCAGUAGCUCCAAAAAGGAACCGUUUUUAUGCACUCAAGGCUAA